AUGGAGAAACUUGUGGCUUUGACGAACGAAGAGUUAAAGGUAAGAAACAAACUUCAUCAUAUUCAUGACGAUCUUGCUUUGUCCAUUCUAUCAAAACUACCUCUCAAAUCUAUUAAGCGUUUUGAAUGUGUAAACAAAUCAUGGUCAAUUUUAUUUGAAAAUCAUAAUUUCAUGAAAAUGUUCCGCAACCAUUUCUUAUAUAAUAAUGAUUAUGAUUACGGUGAUGCCUUUAUCCUACUACAAGAGUUGCCUGUGACAGGUGAUCCACAUUACGUUUGGUCAUUCUAUUUGCUCUCUGGUGAAAGUCAGUUUCAUAAUAAGAUCAAGUUAGAUUUGCCAUUUUCAAUUGAUGAUUCUAGAACUGGUAUUUUUAUUUUAGGUUUCAACAGUAUUAAUGGUAUUAUAUGUAUUUGUCGACAAACUCCAACUAACCUCCGAAUUGUAUUAUGGAACCCGACUACUGCUGAGUUCUUUGUCAUUCCUCCUAGCCCUGAAGAAUGUGUACCACAUCGGGGCUGUUAUUUUGAAUUUCUUGGGUUUGGUUAUGACCAUAUUAGAGAUGACUAUAAAGUCAUUCGACAUAUAACGUUUCACCACAUCAUUAACAAUGAAGAAGAUGUGUCAUUGAAAGAUAGAUGGGUUGACACCGUGUUAGAGGUUUAUAGUGUUAGUAGUAACUCUUGGAGAAUACUUGAUAUCGACAUGCCUUAUCACCAAAAUGAUGACUUCUUACUUGGUGCCGGAGUGCACAUCAAUGCAAUGUGUCAUUGGUGGGGUGUAACACAUUCAUUUGUGGAUGAAUGUUUGGUAUCGUUUGACUUGAUCAACGAGGCGUUGGUUACAACUCCUGCGUCGUUAGACAUGUAUGAAGGUUGUGAACUUGGACAUAUGGUGAGAUACUUGGUGGUGUUAAAUGAGUCAAUUUCUUUGAUCUCAAAUUAUCCUGAGACCACUACCUAUUACAUUUCAAUUUUGGGUGAACUUGGUGUGGAGAAAUCAUGGGUUAAACUCUUCAUGGUUGAGUCUAUACCUUUCAUUGAUUAUCCGGUUGGAGUUGGGAAGAAGGGCAACAUUUGCUUCAAUAAAUUUCUUGAUGAGCUACUCUGGAUUGAUUUAAGCACCCAUAUAAUUGAUGAAGUUGGUCUUAAUGGACAGAGUAGUAAGAUAGGAAUUUACAAGGAAAGCCUUUUUUCGAUUAGAGGAAUUAAUAAUUAGUUUGCCAUUGAACUUGCAAACUCACUUGAAAAGAAUACAAGAACAAAAAAUAGAAUUUUAAAUGUACCAAUCAUGGUGUGCAUAUAUCUGAAACCAAAUGAGACUUGUUUAAAUUAUUGACUCUUAAAAGUUUUAAGUUAAAAUAAUAAUAUGAUAUUAUAGAAUAUUGAUGUAAAGUAGGUGGUUUAUGAGGGAUAUAUAUGUCUAGUAGGAUUAUUAGUGUAAUAAUCAACCAUUCCUCUUCAUUGUAAACUCUACUCUUAUUUGGGCAGACUA
Molecule: messenger RNA, 1491 nt
Organism: Cicer arietinum (chickpea)
Lineage: Eukaryota; Viridiplantae; Streptophyta; Magnoliopsida; Fabales; Fabaceae
Product: putative F-box protein At1g32420
Molecular function (GO): protein binding
Source: RefSeq, a predicted model, not a curated record